CAGGGAGCAACUUCACCAGCCUUCAUCGUGUGGCGUUUCUGUAGAUUUCUGUCUGCAACAAUCUGCAUCGAAUAAAUCUGACUUCUGAGCGGAACACCAAAGAAUCUGCGAGUAACGGACCGACUUGUUCACGAUGGCAAAGCAAAGCAAGAGGACCCGCAAAUUCAAUUCGAGCGGCGGAGUCAAAGGUCGUUUGCAGAAAGGCACGAUCACGAACAAGGGGUCUCUGAAACGGAAGGGCAAAAAGAAUGGGUCCAACAAAUCCGAAGACAAGGCCAAUGCAAAGAGGGCGCGCAUGGACAAUGCAUCUGCGCAAUACAAGGCGGAAAUAGAGCAGAAAAGGGAGGAAGCCGACUUUGUGUCGAAAAAGAAUCUCGGCGAAUUGGACAUGGAUAGCUUUUUCCAGACAUUCGACGAUGACGACACGGAUGAUGUGGACAAUGUUGAAGAAAAAAUGAUGGACGACGAGGACGACGACAGUGACGAUGUAGAUAGUAUGGAGGAAAACGACGGCACCAAGUCACAGGGAAGUGACAGUGAAGACGAAGAUCUGGAAGCAGCAGAACGUCUCAUGAAAGAAGAAAUGGCAAAGCUUCAAAAUAAGGAUCCCGAAUUUCACCAAUUCCUGCAGGAGAAUGAAGAUUCUCUUUUGGAUUACGGGAAUGAUGAUGCUCCGGACGAUGAUUCUGACGACGACGAUGUCGCAGAGGAGGAGUCAGAAGAACUCGAGGAAAGAAAAAAAACUAAAGAUGCCGACCCAAACGACUCGUCCAUUCGAUUGACUCCUGCACUUCUUGCAAAAUACGAAAGAGGAGCAUUCAAGUCCCACGGCGUAAAGGCAUUGAGGAAGAUUGUAAAUGCUUACAAGUCCGCAUGCCAUAUGAUGGACGAAGAGAAACAGAAAGAUGGAAGGGGAGGACAGCAUUACAGUUUCGGCUCAUCUGAUGUUUUUGAUCGUUUGAUGGUUGUAUCAUUGACAAAAUGCAAGGAUGAAUUCCAUUAUCACCUGCUAGGGGAAGGAUCGAAUGCAGGAGAGAAAAAAGAGGAUUCCAAAAGGGCAAAGAAAACACGAGACGACGAUGAUAGUGACAGUGAAAAUGAGGAUGAGGACGACGAGGAUAUUUUCGAUCCAGAAAAACCUAUCAACCCGAAGAUUUUGGAACGUGGUAAACGUUGGAAUGAUUUGAACCCAAUUCUAUACACAUUUUUCAAAGCAACCGCGCACAUUCUGACAGAGGCCAAAGAAUCUCAACUUGUUGUUUUUGUCCUAAAGGCGCUGUUUGAGUACAUUCCAUACAUGACUCCUUAUCCGCGUCUGGCGGAAACCAUGCUGAAAACGCUAACUUCACUCUGGAGUGCACCCAUCGAUUCAUCGGAAGAUUAUCAAGUCGUUCGACUCCAUGCUUUUCUUCGAAUAAGGCAACUGGCGAUGACCCAGCCUUUUCCAUUUAUUGAAGAAUGCCUCAAGAAACUUUAUUUGGCGUACGCUCAACGUGCCAAAUUUGCUACAGCAUCCUCGGUGACUUCGGCACUUCCUACUCUGACCUUUAUGGGAAACUGCGUCGUAGAGCUCUACAGUCUCGAUUAUCACUCAUCGUACCAACAUGCCUUCAUAUAUAUACGCCAAUUGGCCUUGCAUUUGCGGACUGCAAUGCAGAAAAAGACUCCCGAAGCAAUGGGGGCUAUAUACUGCUGGCAAUUUUUGCAUUGUUUGAAGUUAUGGGUGGCAGUCCUCACAGAAGCAUGCCAAUCGGACGACGAUUCUGACGUUUUGGGCAGCAACGAGGACCAACUUCUUCGAUCUUUGAUUUUCCCUCUGACUCAAGUGAUUUUGGGCACUGCAAGACUUAUCCCAUCCACGCGAUAUCUUCCUCUUCGUCUCCAUUGCGUCCGUCUCUUGCAACAGUUGGCAGCCGCCGCUGAAAUCUUCAUUCCCACAACAUCCAUCUUGUUGGAUGUUUUUGAUUUGCAUGAACUAUCCCAGCCACCGAAAAAGGUUCACAAAAGCAACAUCCAACCAAUGGCUCUUACGCUCAGGCUUCGAGCUGACAAUCCACUACGAAGCAUGGAAGAGUUAGAAAUGUGCCUUUCCGAAGUCUUUGUCCUAUUGAAUCGCGAAGUCGACCUUUACCGGUAUUCCGCGGGAUUUCCCGAAUUUUCCGUCCGGAUCUGUCAGAGACUCAGAAAGGUAAGUUUGUCCAUCAUGUUGUUAUUUUUGUUUUAUGUCAGUAUCACUCCGUUUAAAAGACAUCUUCCAUCCCUCUCACACAUCACCUUUUCCCCGCGUUUUUCUUUUCUGACUUUGGCGGCUUCCGAAUAACUCAUAAAUAAUAUCAGUAUUCGAAAGAAACUCGAAAUGGACGCUGGCGUGCCUACGCAAAGGGGUGCAUUGAGCUGUGCGAGCGCAACUCAACAUACGUCAUGAACGAACGAGCUAAUGGCACGAUCUUGACUGAUAUCGCUCCGAAAGACGUCAAGCAGCUUGAAGUUCUGAGACCGCAAUCUGCACCCAGCAUGGGACAACGAUUUAAGCAAUCUCUGGAGAAGGAAAAACGAUUAGAAGCGGCAAGCAAACCAGUCCAAAGCAGAAAGACCAAAGAAAAUGAUGUUGCAAAGGGUACCAAGAAAAACAAGAACAAAGAAUCUAAGAACACUAAAACAAAGAAGAAGCAAGUCAGAAAAUCCGAAGUUGAUGAUGCGUUAGAGCACGGGAACACCUCUCUGAACGAAGAGGAUGAAGUUGAAGAGGGCAUCAAUUGGUCGGAUGAAGAAGAGUGAACAGAAUCUAUUCAUUGAACGUUGAACAGUUCUUCGAGCAAAGAUGCAUUUCUUGGUGCACUUUUUUCGUCUUGAAUAAAGUUUCUUCUUUACGAGAGAACAGAGAAAUAACGAUAAACACCCAUCAGUUCGCUUUGUAUUAACAUACUAUCUGACUAAUUUUAAUUCGUCGUUUCUGUGGCGGUUCAUUCCGUUUCCCUUCGAAGCCAAUUCCUAUUUGACCUGGUGAAAAAUUAGGUGACAUUAAGCUGAUUAUCUCAAAAAUUAUUCUUGUCGGACAAGCCAUACAAGAAAACUAUUUCGUAUUUUCAUAGGUUGCAUUUGCUGUUUUGGAUCAGAGCACCAAUAUAGUUGGGAGAAAUCCCGAUAUUCAUAACCUAACAUUUCACGUGGACCGUUCACAAAAGUUUGAACUAAACUUGCUACCUGUUUUGCACUAACCUACUGUACUUUCCCCAAGCUAUAUAAUAUUGACCUACACUCUUGCGAGUGCGAAUAAAUGUUCAACUUGCAGCAGCGGUUUUUUUGAUUUCUUCAACAGCCGCAGCGGUCCUUUGUUGUAGGUUUGCUUGCAUCUGUUGGACCUUUUUAGCGAUGUCACCUCCCCGGUUUUCGAGUUCUUUGUUUUUGGCUUCUAGCCUGUUCUUCUCGCCGUUGAUAAAUUCCAAUCGCUUUGCUACUGUUUCAUUGGCAUCAUCCAGUGAAUUUUUGAUAAGGACGGGACCCACCAUCUUGUAAAUAUUGGUUGAGGAGUCCAAUAAGGCCAACUCUUGUUU
Molecule: messenger RNA, 3554 nt
Organism: Pseudo-nitzschia multistriata
Lineage: Eukaryota; Bacillariophyta; Bacillariophyceae; Bacillariales; Bacillariaceae
Source: the annotation of a GenBank genome assembly